AUGGCGAGCCCCAUUGAACUACCUCUGGUGGACAUCUCCAACUCGCAUGAUGUGGUCGCCGGGAAGAAACUGCUCGAUGCGGCUGCGAAACAUGGAUUUCUGUAUAUCGACAGCAACAGCACGCUGCUCACCACGUCGGAUGUUGACCGGAUCUUUGACCUGAGAGGAGAUUUCAAAGAGUGA
Molecule: messenger RNA, 183 nt
Organism: Penicillium arizonense
Lineage: Eukaryota; Fungi; Ascomycota; Eurotiomycetes; Eurotiales; Aspergillaceae
Exons: 2
Coding region: 1-183 (60 amino acids)
Source: RefSeq, a predicted model, not a curated record